Molecule: messenger RNA, 2298 nt
Organism: Gossypium raimondii (Peruvian cotton)
Lineage: Eukaryota; Viridiplantae; Streptophyta; Magnoliopsida; Malvales; Malvaceae
Exons: 1
Coding region: 272-2173 (633 amino acids)
Source: RefSeq, a predicted model, not a curated record
AAAGUUGUCGGUUUAGUCUUAUAAUUCAGUCUCCCUUCUUCCCUUCUUUUGAUUUCUUUUCACUUUUACUUCGUAAGGAAGUACUUCAUGUUUGAGAUUAACAAAGAAAAUGGAUUUAAUCAAAAACAAUUGUGCAUUAAUUAGCAACACAUUGGAUCAUGCAUGUCUUUUAUAAACUUAAGUUGAAGAACAUGCAUUGAGUAUGCUUCUUGCUGAAUGUUGAUGGGGGUUUCCAUUAGACAAACCUUUCCAAUUCUCAUAAUACAAGACAAUGCAAUCACCAUGGAUAAGAGACGCCGCAAAAGCCUGCUGUUCCGGUUGUUGUCCGAAUCCAUUUCCAGGACUUCCCCAGUCUCAUUCUGCGACGUCUGAGACUCCGAUCACCGCGGCGGAGGCAUUUCGAUACAAGUUUGAGGUAAGCACGGUUGCUACUCUCUACCCAAAUUUCAACUUCACCAACCAUGAAUCCCUUCCUUCAUUUGAGGAAACUUUUUCUUAUUUCAACAAAGUGUACCCUCAAUAUUCCCAAACGGAUGAAGCUGACAAAAUCCGAGCUCAUGAAUACUAUCAUCUUUCCAUCACCAACCAUGUCUACCUUGAUUACAUUGGCCAUGGCCUUUUCUCUUAUUCUCAGCUUGAAAAUCAAUGUCCAGGAUCUCCUGUUACUUCAUCAUCUUUAGAGUCCCCAUUUUUUGAUGUUUCCUACAAAUCAGUAAGCUUGAAAUCUCAGCUAUUGUAUUGUGGUGAAGAGUCGGAAUUUCAGUCCAGUAUGAGGAAAAGGAUCAUGGCUUUCAUGAAUAUCUCAGAAGCUGAUUACAACUUUAUUUUCACUGCAAAUCAAUCAGCUGCUUUCAAGCUUGUUGCAGAGUCUUAUCCAUUUCAGUAUAGUCGAAACCUUGUAACGGUUUAUGACCAUCAAAGUGAGGCCGUGGAAGUGAUGAUUGAGAGGUCUAAGAAUAGAGGAGCAAAAGCCAUCUCGGCUAGUUUCUCAUGGCCUAAUCUGGAAAUACAGACGGACAAACUGAGGAAGAAGAUAAGCAAGCGCAAGAAAAAAGGACUUUUCGUUUUCCCACUUCAAUCAAGGGUUACAGGGUCGAGAUAUUCAUAUACGUGGAUGAGCCUGGCAAGGGAGAAUGGAUGGCAUCUGUUGCUUGAUGCAUCUGCAUUGGGAGCUAAAGACAUGGACACCUUGGGGCUUUCUCUCUUUAGCCCCGACUUCCUGGUAUGCUCAUUUUACAAGGUUUUUGGUGAGAACCCAUCUGGAUUUUGUUGCUUGUUUGUCAAGAAAUCCAGUACUUCAGUUCUGAAAGAUUCAACCACAAGUGUGGGAAUAGUGAAUCUUAUCCCUGUAUCAUGGCCAGCUCGAAUCCCCGAUAAACCAGCUAUAGUUUCUAGCAUUGAAACAAAAAAGAAAGUGGAUGAAUUUCCUCCUAUUCAAGGUUCAUUCUCAGGCCCCUUCUCUAUCCAACACAAGAACGAUGAAGAUGAAGCCAGUCAUGAAGUACAGAAACCUGAAGGAAAAGGAACCAAAACAAAGAAAAAGACCGUAUCAUUUUCUGAAAUUGAAGAAGUGAUAGAAGCAUCCUUUGAACCUGGUAGCACCAGCAAUACCCUUGAGAACAAAAACCCAAAAUUCGAAUGCAGAAGCUUGGAUCAUGCAGAUUCAUUAGGGGUGGUACUAAUCAAGAGCAGGACAAGGAACCUGGUCAACUGGUUGGUGAAUGCACUGACGAGCCUUCAACACCCACAUUCAGAAACCGGAGUCCCUGCUGUCAGAAUCUAUGGACCCCAAGUAAGCUUUGACCGAGGACCCGCAGUGGCAUUCAAUGUAUUCGAUUGGAAAGGAGAAAGGAUCGAUCCUACAAUGGUGCAAAAGCUGGCUGAUAGAAACAACAUUGCUUUGAGCAUUGGAACUUUGCACCACAUUUGGUUCUCGGAUAAGCAUGAAGAGGAGAAGGAGAAGAAGGCAUUGGAGACAGUGUUGUCGAGCAAUAGGAGACAUAAUUUGGGUUGUGGAAUAACAGUGGUCACUGCUGCAUUGGGAUUCUUGACAAAUUUUGAAGACGUGUAUAGGGUAUGGGCAUUUGUUUCCAGGUUCUUGGAUGCUGAUUUUUUGGAGAAAGAGAGAUGGAGAUAUAAAGCUAUUAAUCAGAAGACAGUUGAAAUCAUUUAGACUCUCAAUCAAUCAUCAGUUUAAUGAAAUCUUAUCCAACAAAAUUGUAAUCAGCCUAAUGUUGAAAUUCAACAAUCAAAGGGUUUCCAUUUAUAGUAGAUUAAAGACAGAUUUUAGUUUUCCAA